Molecule: messenger RNA, 1946 nt
Organism: Macadamia integrifolia
Lineage: Eukaryota; Viridiplantae; Streptophyta; Magnoliopsida; Proteales; Proteaceae
Product: allene oxide synthase-like
Exons: 1
Coding region: 133-1605 (490 amino acids)
Biological process (GO): sterol metabolic process
Molecular function (GO): heme binding; oxidoreductase activity, acting on paired donors, with incorporation or reduction of molecular oxygen; iron ion binding
Source: RefSeq, a predicted model, not a curated record
CUGAUCUUUUCUUACUAGUUUAUAAGUCUCCAACGAGACGUGAGAUCAUCCAAACAAUCCUCCAUUAAUUCCUGAAAUCCUCUCCUCUCCUCUCCUCUCCUCUCCUCAGACUCUCCCACUUCACCAAAGAAAAUGUCUAGCUACGGUGCAGCAGCCGAGGAAUCACCAUUAACGGAAUCCUCAAAACUCCUCCAGAUUAGAGAAAUCCCAGGUAGCUAUGGUCUCCCGUUCUUCGGACCCAUAGCAGAUCGUCUCGCCUACUUCUACACCCAAGGCCAAGACGAGUUCUUCAGGUCUCGAAUGCAAAACUACCAAUCCACAGUCUUCAGAGCCAACAUGCCACCUGGUCCCUUCCAGGCCUCUAACCCUAAUGUCAUCGUCCUCCUUGACGCCAAGUCCUUCCCCAUCCUCUUCGACGUCUCUAAGGUGGAGAAAAAAAACGUCUUCACCGGCACUUUCAUGCCCUCCACUGAUUACACCGGCGGUUAUCGUGUUUGUUCUUAUCUCGAUCCCUCCGAACCCAAACACGCCCUUCUCAAACGCUUCAUCUUCUCUACCCUCGCGUCUCGUCAUAAAUUAUUCAUUCCUGAGUUCCGUUCCUCAGUCUCCAAUGAUCUCUUCCCAGUUCUCGAAGAUCAGGUUUCCAAAAAAGGUAAAGCCGACUUCAACACUCUCAAUGAUACCAUGUCUUUCAGCUUCGUAUUUCGUUUGUUCUGUGAUAAAGAUCCAUCCGUUACCAAGAUCGGAUCAAAUGGACCCACAAUGCUUGCAAAGUGGCUCGUCUUCCAGCUUGCUCCAAUAAUUACAUUAGGUUUAACAAAAAAAUUUCCAAACUUUAUAGAAGAUGUGCUCUUCCACAUGUUCCCCCUCCCUCCUUUCCUUGUCAAAUCUGAUUACAAGAAACUCUACAACGCCUUCUCUGAAUAUGCAACUCAGAUACUUAAUGAAGCUGAAGGUAUGGGAAUCAAGAGAGACGAAGCAUGUCACAAUCUCGUCUUCCUUGCUGGGCUCAAUACGUUUGGAGGAAUGAAGACUUUGUUCCCAGCUUUAAUGAAGUGGGUCGGCUUAGCAGGAGAAAAGCUACACCAGGAACUCGCAGAAGAGAUCAGAACGGUUGUUAAGUCGGAAGGAGGGGUAACUUUUUCUGCGAUAGACAAGAUGGCGUUGACCAAAUCUGUGGUAUACGAAGCGUUAAGGAUAGAUCCACCGGUGCAAUUCCAGUAUGGGAAAGCGAAGGAAGAUCUGGUUAUACAGAGCCAUGAUGCGGCCUUUCGGGUCAAGAAAGGAGAAAUGAUGUUCGGGUAUCAACCAUUUGCGACUAAGGAUCCGAAGGUGUUUGAGAAUCCUGAGGAGUUUGUGGGAAGCAGGUUCGUUGGAGAGGGAGAGAAGCUGUUGAAGUACGUUUACUGGUCUAACGGCCGUGAGACGGAUAGUCCGGCGGUGGAUAACAAGCAGUGUCCGGCGAAGGAUUUUGUAGUUCUGGUAUCGAGGCUCAUGCUUAUAGAGUUCUUCCUCCGUUACGACACGUUUACUGUUGAAGUCGGGAAGUUGUUGCUGGGGGAGGCUGUGACUGUUAAGUCGUUGACGCCGGCGAAGAGUGCGUAGCUGUUAAGUUUAAAAAAGAAAAAGAAGUAGGGGAAAGACGUGGUUUUUUAUUUUUUAUUUUUUGGUGAAAGGGGAAAGUAGUGUUUUGAUUCUUAGUAUAUGGUCACGACUCACGAGAGUGGACAAUGUAACAAAGGUGACUUGGUCGUAGGUCACCAAAAGUGUUAUUAGUUUCCAAAAAUACCCACAGUGUUCUGAUUCUUUGUAGGCCAAGAUUUCGACACCUCUUUUCCAAUGUUCUUUGUAUUUGUCUAAGAAUGUCUAUACGUUAAUCUUUGCAAGAAGUUUUUUUCAUCAUGAAGAGUUAAAAUUGUAAUGGAUUUGGCUUGAUUUGGAGGUAA